AUGGAUCAAUUUGACGAAGAAAAAGAGCAUAGUAUCGAGAUGCAUCUUCCAUACAUUUAUAAGAUCUUGGAAAAAAAAAUUGAUUCUAUCAAAAUCGUUCCUGUCUUAGUCGGAUCAUUGUCACCAUCUGACGAAGUCCUAUAUGGAAAGUUGUUUAGUCCCUAUCUUGCUGAUCCAUCCAACCUAUUUGUCAUUUCUUCAGAUUUUUAUUCACCGGGGACUAGUUUCAACCUUAACCGUAAAUCGAACAUGCCCCUUACCAUUCCGAUACACCGAUCCAUUGAAAACCUCGACCGUGAAGGGAUGACCAUUAUAGAACGGAUUAAUCACAAGGAAUUCGUUUCUUAUUUAUCGAAAACAAGGAACACCAUUUGUGGAAGACAUCCUAUCGGUGUGCUCUUAUGUGCGAUCGAAGCACUGCCAAGUGAGCCUGAGGAAAUUGAUGUCGAGGAUGGAACCACCUCCUCAGCGUUUGACAGGAUCAAACCUCGAAUUCGUUUUGUGCACUAUGCCCAGUCCAGUAGAGUGACUCGUGAAAAUGAUAGUAGCGUUAGUUACGCGUCAGCUUAUGUGUACUUGCCGUAA
This is a messenger RNA of Acaulospora colombiana, 585 nucleotides long. Lineage: Eukaryota; Fungi; Glomeromycota; Glomeromycetes; Diversisporales; Acaulosporaceae. The record is from the annotation of a GenBank genome assembly.